Messenger RNA from Planococcus citri (citrus mealybug), 673 nucleotides. RefSeq names its product single stranded-binding protein c31A (gene Ssb-c31a). Gene Ontology annotation, molecular function: DNA binding; transcription coactivator activity. Bases 209 to 532 code for a protein of 107 amino acids. NCBI's taxonomy places the organism in Eukaryota, Metazoa, Arthropoda, Insecta, Hemiptera, Pseudococcidae. The record is from RefSeq and is a predicted model, not a curated record. Gene Ontology annotation, biological process: positive regulation of transcription initiation by RNA polymerase II. The transcript is spliced from 3 exons.
CGCGUCAACAUACCCCAUACCCCACCGCAUUGCCAUCUUGUGUUUUAUUUUAAAAGUGUUGAGUUCAUUACGUUAGGUGUUCUGUAGUUCUGUUAAAUCGUGAUAUUCGUGAUUCAAAGGGUGAAAGUAUAGCUUUCAAAAUUAUUUAAUAAAUUAAGCAGAGUUAUCGAGUUUUACCGUUAAUUAAGUUUCAAUAUCCGUUAUUAAUAUGCCUAAAAACAAGAAACGUAGUUCCUCGUCUUCAGAUUCAGAUUCCGGCCCUGAUGAUAGAAAUCCUCCAGCCAAAAAACUUGCAGCCGCUCCGUCUAAGAAAAAGACAAAAGAUGAAGACGAAGGUUUUCAUUUAGGAAAUAAUCGUUUUGUGAAAGUACGAGAAUUUCGUGGCAAAGUGAUGGUCGAUAUUCGCGAAUUUUACGAGAAGGACGGUGAAUUGUUGCCAGGAAAGAAAGGUAUUGCUUUGUCUGCUACUCAGUGGAAAAAGUUCAAAGAUAUGGUGAAUGAUAUUGAUGAAAAGUUGACUGAAGUAGCGUGAAUAAUGUCGUGUUCCUGUUUCUCAAAGAAUUUCGUUUGUGUUGUAUGAAUAAUGUCCAAUUUGUAAGGAAAUUGUUUUCGUGUAUCGCGUACUGUUCGGUUAAUUUAAUUAUAUUUUUCGUAAUAAAUUUCGUUUAACGUA